Molecule: messenger RNA, 1062 nt
Organism: Adineta steineri
Lineage: Eukaryota; Metazoa; Rotifera; Eurotatoria; Adinetida; Adinetidae
Source: the annotation of a GenBank genome assembly
AUGUCGACAACAUUAUUACCAUCAUCAACCUCAACAAUAUCCACUACAUCAUCCACAACAACUACGACAUCAUCGACAACAUCAACAACAACGUCAACGUCAACAACAACAACAGCAGGGAAUCCAUGUACAACUGGUAAUUAUGUUUGGAAUACAUCAGGAAUUACUAUACUCGAUUCAUCACAAGUAACAAAGGUCACGAAUAUGUACAUAGACUCAAAUAAUACUUUAUAUAUUACGGAUGAGUACACUAACACUGCUGUAUGGAGAUUAUUGAAGAAUGCUACAACUGCAACGGUAAUUGCUGGAAUAAAAGACUCAAGAGGAUCAAGUAAUACUCAACUAAAUCAUCCUCAAGAUGUCUAUGUUGAUACAGUUGGAACUAUGUAUGUAUCUGAUUGCUUUAAUCACCGCAUACAAAAAUAUAUUAACGGAUCAAACAUUGGAAUCACCAUCGUCGGUAUAACAAACUCAGCUGGACCUUCAUUAAAUCAAUUGAACUUUCCACGAUAUAUUACUCUUGACCAGACACAAGCAUAUAUGUAUAUCGCUGAUGGUGAUAAUCAUCGUAUUAUGCGCUACUCAACAAAUUCGACCUCAGGUGACAACGGAACUCUUGUUGCUGGCGGAAGUGGAACAAGAAACACUAUCACAUCAUUAUACGACCCAUGGGGUAUAUGGUAUCAGCCAUCUGUAAGUAGCGACUUAUUUAUCACAAAUCAUGAUGGACAUUCAGUAAUGCGUUGGACACCGGGUGCUACUUCAGGUACUUUCAUUGCCGGAGUACCAGGUGCAGCCGGCUCUAACUCUAGUCUUUUAAAUCGUCCCAAGGGUAUUAAACUUGACAACUAUCUAAAUAUGUUCGUUGUUGAUGGAGAUAACCAUAGAAUUCAAAUGUUUUGUGCCAACAAUCAAACAGGUAUUACCAUUGCUGGAACUGGUGUUUCUGGUAGUAAUACAACGACAUUAAAUGGACCAAAAGGUAUUGCAUUUGACUCAAAUAUGAACAUGUACAUAACUGAUUUUCAUAACAUGCGUGUGCAAAAAUUUCUGAAGCUAUAG